Guillardia theta CCMP2712 is the source of this 1875-nucleotide messenger RNA. RefSeq lists its product as hypothetical. The transcript has a single exon. The record is from RefSeq and is a predicted model, not a curated record. The coding region runs from base 1 to 1875 and encodes 624 amino acids. NCBI's taxonomy places the organism in Eukaryota, Cryptophyceae, Pyrenomonadales, Geminigeraceae.
AUGGAUGUAGAAAUUCCUCGAUUGAUAGGAAAACUGGAGGGAAUGGCGAAUGGCGAUCUGCCUGUCAACGAAUCAGAACUUCAAAACGAGUUGUACAAGUACAAUGAGAAAUUUUACAAGCAUACAGUUGCUGAACUGGCUGAAGAUGCCAUCAGUGUGGUUGCACAAGAUGGAUGUGCGAGCACACCCCCUGUCCCCAUGUACAUUGGUUUUUCAACCAAAAGUUUAAGUGCCUCUGAAGGUCUUCGAAUAUUGGAAGCCGUCACAAAGGAGGCUCACGAGCGUGGAAUUAUUUUCAAUGUCUGGUCUUUUGACAGCGAGUUUUCUUGCAUAUACAGGAAUUACUACGUGAACAAUCCAAGCACAUUCAUAAUAGAGGUGAAGGCUAUCAAACAAGAGGCCCAGCAGCUUCAUGUAUCACAGAUAUGCUCAGAGAUCGCAUCAUACAUUUCAUGCGUAUUCGACUUUGAACCAGCCAUUACUGCACAGGAAGUAGAGAGAGAAUGCAAUUUGCUAAAUAUGAACCAAUAUGAUGGACCUGACUUGUCCCAAGUGACAAUUCGAACUCGAUCUGGAAUAAUGCACAUGAACACUGCAGAGUUUGCCCAAAUAGAGAAAUUCGCGUUGAGUUUGAGGAGGAACCAAUUGAUAUGGCAGGUCCAGAGAGAAAAGAAAUUGCAGUGUUCUCCUUCCACCAGAACUAAGGCCUGUUUGAACGAGAUGUACAGCAGAAUCCACAUCUUCUGCCGACGGUAUGGAUACGAUAGCAUUAUACAACAAGGGGUUGCAGAGAAUGAAACAGCCAAAUUCACGCCCUGGGAGCUCGAACGAUUGAUCACAGAUGGAUUGGAAGAAUUUGAUCCAAACAAGAUUAGGUUUCAAUUCAACGAGUACCUGUCAAACCCUGUUAUCUCUCCAACAACGAAGAAGCUACUUUUCUUUGCGCCAUGUAUCAAUCAUUUACUGAAGAAUGUCAGGCACACGGUUGGCUCGGGGAGAAACCCGACUGCACAGCAAGAGGCUAAAACAUGGCAUGCUGCGUACACUGAUAUUUCCAAGAAGAAUUCGUCAUGGCUAACGCAGCUGGAAGUCGAUGGGUGCACGGACCCUCAAUCAGUGGAUAUCAUGUUAAAAAUGUUCAGCAGCAAGGCCAUAUCGCUUCUGAAUGCAGAGGGACACAUUGAAACAGCAAGAAUGGCAGAAGCAAUGAACGGCCUUCACAGAGCUUUCGACGAGAGAGGCCUCACCAAGUCUGAAAGAAGAAAUCUCAUUCUUAGAGCUCGAACCUGGCUUCUAAGAGAUGUGGAUUGGAUGAGGGUAGGCAAGAAGCACAUGAGGGGGUUGUCAUCUGUAACCUUCGAAGGACUGAUUGUAGCCAUGGACACACAUCUACAGAUACAGAGUUAUUUGAGCAACAACAAAGGUGUGUUGGGUGAAAAGGAGUAUGACUUCAAUGCACGGACGCUCUGCACAGACAGCGUUGAAAACCUCUGGUCUUUGAUAGGUCAUUUGAACAAGAAAGAUUUCUUGAGGAAAUUCAACAAAGCAUGCACUGAGCUCUCAAAAAAAUUCGAUCCCAAUCUGCCUUUUGUGUAUGACCACUCAAAAAAGCGAAUCAUUCUUAGCAGACCACGCGGGGAGAAGAAGCUUUUCAACGCAGAGGAAGGAACACGGGACAAAGAGAAUGAGUGCAGGUCCCAACCUCGAUCUCGGAAACGUAUACAUACUCAAUCUUUGGAUACACGAGGAGGAUUCACAGGACAAAUGCCUGGAUUUCAGGGAUUACGAACUUUGUCUGGUUGUAAGUCUACGGAAGAAGAGAUAGAAAGGACAAAAUGUCAAAAGUUAAGACGUGUACAAAGCGAACAAGUAUAG